CGUAUACGACGAAGGCGGGGCCAGGAGAGUUGGGUCAGGAAGUCGGGCUUUGUGGCCAUAGCUCACUGUUUUAGUAAACACGAUGGAGCGGGGCGCUUAUGGUCAUCGGUACGCGAACUCUCGGGCUCCGGCUACUACCAGAGCAGCACGCCUUCCUCCGUGCAGGCAUUUUCUAAAUGGGGCUUGCCCAUUUGGUCAAAACUGUCGCCAUUCUCAUGAGCUUCCAGCAUGGAAGUCCUCUCAGGUUUGCAGAUAUUUCCAGAGAGGAGGAUGCUGGUUUGGUGACCGCUGCAGAUAUGAACAUGUCCUCCAAACUGAUGGAAGUUUUCUGGAUAGCAGACGACGGUCUGCACCUGUUAUCCACCCUGUUUUGAGUGGAGAAGCAGCAGAGACCCGUCGUGGCUCAGAGCCAUCCAUUCAGCAAGUACAUGGUGCCUAUGCUGGGAGUCGCCGUGUGUCCGAACCUGCCGUUGCAAGCCUGCAGAGAAACUUUGAGCGCUUAAGCACAGAAUAUGAAGAAGAACCUACAGUGGCUGAGUUUGUCCCAAGGAUACAGCAGCCAAAACUGGAAAUUCUGAGUGCUCGGUCAACACUGCGGGUCCAGAAUGCAACUUCCCAAAGCCACACCCGGGCAAAAUCCACAUCUGCCCAUGUCCCUUAUAAUCCUGUUGGGAACAUCACAGAGGAGAAUGAAGAUUUGAAUGGCUUACAUGCUUCUAAGCAGGGAGAAAACAUUGAUACCGCUGGGUCCCAGUGCAGAACACAGAAUGUAUGUGUGACAGCAGCAGAAGCCUAUGAGAGGAGUAAAGAUGUGACCUGUGGCAUUUGUAUGGAUAAAGUUUAUGAAAAACCUGCACCUGAUGACCGUUGCUUUGGCAUUCUUCCCAACUGUAAUCAUGCCUUCUGUCUGAGCUGUAUUGUGACAUGGAGAAAGACCAAAGACUUCCAGGCUGAAGUCAUAAAGUCCUGUCCUCAGUGUCGCGUGAAGUCUACUUACUACAUUCCAUACAAGUACUGGGUCAGUGAUCCAGACCAGAAGCAAACUCUGAUAAAUAAUUUCAAGGAGAGGUCUGGGAAAAUAAAAUGCAAGUUUUUCACUCGCCAUGGUUGCUGUCCUUUUAAGUCGGAGUGCAUAUAUCUACAUGAGAUGCCCCAGGGUCACAGGCGCAGGCGGAGGCGAAGAUCUACAACCCAGGCCCGGCGACUAAGCUCGGAUGAUUCGGACAGUGAGGGUUUCAACAUUUUGCAGUAUGCCAUUGCACUUGCUCUAUUACAUGAGGUUGAUGAUGACCUUCUGGAGGACUAUUUCCAUCGGCGUUAUUUUCAACUGUUUCUUGAUGAUGACUUUGAUUCUGACUGAGCCUAUAAUAAAAACAUCUAAGCAGUGACCUCUGCUGCCAUUUCUAUCAAGUUGUAAGUUGCACAAUACUAAUGCCUAAUUGUAUUAGGGGAUUGGGGUGCAAAUGUUAGUGUUGUGGUCUUGUGGAGUUGUUUGGUGCAGUUUGUGCCUUGCUGAUUCUUCCUCCCUUCUAGCCGGUCUCUACCUCAGUGUGGGAUUUUUUUUUUUUUUCUUCCCUUCUCCCUCUUCUCUCCCCCCCCCCCCCCCCCCAAUAUAGAGUCCUGUAAAUCUUGGCCCACUUCUGUGCUGCACAUGUUUCACAGUAAUUUGGUAAUUUUCUCCUUGUAAUGUUUUUUAAAAGACUUGCCCUUUUUGGGUUUUUAAUUUGAUUAGCCUUUUUAUGUGUGGGUAGUUUGUGGUUUAAAAAAAAAAAAAAUGUAAAUGCUAAUGUAAACAGGGUACAUUUUUUUUUGGUUUGAAUCUCCUGAAAGCUGGCAUUCUCACCCAUGUUACAUGAAGAUAACACCUUUUUCAAUGAAAGGCAUUCAGCCAUCUUACCUGAAGUGAAUUUUGCUUUCAGAUUUCUUAAUGUUAAGUUUUUUUUGUAUUGCACCUUUUAUAUGAAAGACCACUUUAUUAAACACUGACAUUUUAUUUGAGCACCUGUGCAGCAGCAUUGUCUGGGUCAACCUGGAUACACGUAUUUUUAGGUUCUUAAUUGAAGUCAUCUGUGCAUCUUGAAAGGUUACCUGUUCUGUGUUUGCAUCUUUUUAAACAGCAGGCAUUUACUUCUGAGGGAGUGUUAAAUUUCUUAAUGCCUUGUGUAAAGUAGAAUAAUUCUUAUGAAGACUGAAAUGUUUUGUCUAUGCAAAAGUAUGUACACAAAAUAAAUGAAAUUUCACCUGUUU
Messenger RNA from Erpetoichthys calabaricus (reedfish), 2247 nucleotides. RefSeq names its product makorin, ring finger protein, 4 (gene mkrn4). Gene Ontology annotation, molecular function: metal ion binding; ubiquitin protein ligase activity. NCBI's taxonomy places the organism in Eukaryota, Metazoa, Chordata, Cladistia, Polypteriformes, Polypteridae. The transcript is spliced from 8 exons. Bases 83 to 1360 code for a protein of 425 amino acids. The record is from RefSeq and is a predicted model, not a curated record. Gene Ontology annotation, biological process: protein polyubiquitination.